AUGUCUCUCUCUGGGAAGGUCAUCAUCGUCACCGGCGGCUCCAAGGGUAUUGGAAGGGCCAUCUCCCAACGGCUGGCCCAAGACGGCGCCUCGGUUGUCGUCAACUUCUCCGGGGACGCCUCGGCCGCGGACGAGGUCGUCCAGGCCAUUGGCCAGGACAGGGCGCUCGCGGUGCAGGCGGACGUCGGCUCCGUCGCGGGGGUGGAGAAGCUGAUCGCCGCGACGGUGGAGAGGUUCGGCCGGGUCGACGUGGUCAUCCCCAACGCGGGGAUCAUGCCGAUGAGGACGACUGGGAACACGACAGAGGAGGACUUCGACAGGGCUUUUGCGCUGAACGUCAAGGGGCCGUAUUUCCUUGCACAGAAAGCAGCCGCGCACAUGGCGCCCGGCGGCCGUGUGAUCUUCGUCAGCACCGGCAUCGCAAAGGCCAGCACGGUGGCGCCGCCGUACCUGCUGUACGGCGCGACCAAGGGCGCGGUCGAGCAGAUGACCCGGAUCAUGGCCAAGGACCUGGCCGCCAAGGGCAUCAACGUCAACGCCGUCGCGCCCGGGCCGACGGGGACAGAGUUGUUCUUCGAGGGCAAGAGCGAGGCCAUGCUGGAGGGCAUCAAGAAGGCCAGCCCGUUUGGUCGCCUGGGGGAGCCUGAGGACAUUGCGAGUGUGGUGGCGUUCCUCAGCGGCAAGGACAGCGCGUGGGUUGCGGGGCAGAUUGUUCAUGUCAACGGGGCGGCUUUUGUCUGA
Diaporthe citri is the source of this 741-nucleotide messenger RNA. RefSeq lists its product as uncharacterized. The record is from RefSeq and is a predicted model, not a curated record. Bases 1 to 741 code for a protein of 246 amino acids. Gene Ontology annotation, molecular function: oxidoreductase activity. Lineage: Eukaryota; Fungi; Ascomycota; Sordariomycetes; Diaporthales; Diaporthaceae. The transcript has 2 exons.